AUGUUCCAACACCGCCUCGUAGUUCGCUUCACACAACUCUCCAGUGGUCUCCCGCGUCACAUUUAUCCCAGCGAACACCAACCAAUUUGCAUCCCAAGUUCUCCUCUCGCCAAUCCUCGCGGCUACGAGAUCGCAUUAUAUUCGACUCACCGUAAUGGUGGUGUUUCUCUUCGGACCAAUUACGCCCUACACGCCAGACACAAACGAACUCUUAUGCCGAGAACUGAGGGCGGGCCGGACAUCCUUCACAUGGCGUGGAGUACCAUCGACCAGCACUGCUUGCUCAUUGACGAUGCCGGUGAUUCGUUUUCUUUGAAGCCACCGGCUAGGGAGGCUUCACCCACGGUGUCCCCCCCUUAUCAGGCAGAGACACGCGUCAAUGCCCUUGUUGCACUUGGUAGCGAUGGAUUGCUUGGGCAUUGCGCUUGCAGCAUUGGCAUCCUUUGGUGUUGCAUUGAUUAUAGACCUCCGCUAUCACUUUCCCUGGCCCGGUCUACCAGGUCAUUAAACAACGUCUAG
Molecule: messenger RNA, 519 nt
Organism: Acanthosepion pharaonis
Lineage: Eukaryota; Metazoa; Mollusca; Cephalopoda; Sepiida; Sepiidae
Source: the annotation of a GenBank genome assembly